AUGAAACCGAGAGCAAGAGAGAGUCAAAUCUCAACACUUGUUUUGGAUGACAUUUGGAAUAAGGAGUGGGAAAAAUGGGUUAGUUUAAAAGAGUUAUUGGUGGGUGGGGCUAGAGGAAGUAGGAUAAUAGUAACUACUCGUUCUUCUAAGGUAGCCAAGAUCACUAGUAAAUGUCAGCCUGAUGUUCUGAAAGGCUUGUCUGAUAAUGAGGCUUGGUUUUUGUUCAAAGAGAUAGCAUUUGAACAAAGAUCUGCUGACUCAACAGAUUUAGGCUUUGUGGAAAUAGGAAAGCUGAUAUUGAAAAGGUGUUGUGGAGUUCCCUUAGUCAUAAGGACGAUAGCUAGUACGUUAUCUUUCAAAGAAACUAAAAAUGAGUGGCUUUCUUUUAAAGAUAAUGAACUUGCUAGAAUAUCUCAGAACGAAGGUUUCGUAAAGCAACUGCAACUGAAUCCAAGUCAAUCUCUUGAGGAGAUCGGAUUUGGAUAUUUUAAAGAUUUAGUUGAAAGAAGUUUCUUUCAAGAGGUAGAAGGAGACUUGAUGGAAGAAAUGAGAUGUAAAAUGCAUGAUUUAAUGCAUGAUCUAGCUGAAUCAGUAGCAGGGAUGGAGAGUAGCAUUAUGGAUUCAAAUAAAAUUGCAAGUGAUGUUGGUGAAAAGUGUCGCCACAUAUCAAUUAAUCUUUCAGUAAUUCCUUUGUUUAAGGGAAAAAAGUUACGAACUUUGUUACGGUCUCCAUACAUAGAAACUCCAAAUUUGAGCGAAGAAACUUGGGAUUUUAUAAUUGCAAAUUGUAGAUGCUUACGUGUAUUGGAAUUGAAUGUUCUAAAUUUUAAGACAAUUUCACCCUCCAUUUACAAGUUGAAACAUUUGAGGUACCUUGAUCUUUCUUGGAAUUCCAAUAUUAAGAUUCUCCCAAAGAGUAUUUGCAAGAUUCAGAAUUUGCUAGCGCUGAAACUCGAUGGGUGUUAUGAGCUUCAAGAAUUGCCAAAGAAGAUUGAAAAAUUGGUGAAUCUGACCCAUCUUCCGUGUUGUUCUUGUUUUGGCUUAACUCAUAUGCCACGUGGAAUAGGGAAGCUGACUUCACUUGAGACGUUAAGCUUGUUUGUAGUGGAUAAAGAUGGGUCCCAUGGCGGUGCAGAUCUAAGUGAAUUGAGACUGAUUAACAACUUAAGGGGAGAGCUUAGAAUAGAUAAUUUGGGAUUCGUAAAAAAUGCAAAAGAGAAGUUUAUGGCUGCCAAUUUGAAAGAGAAGCAACAUUUGAGAUCGUUGGUUUUACUAUGGAGCGAUGGUAAUGAUGAUGAUGAUGAUGAGAAGUCACUUGAAGACCUCCAGCCCCAUCCUAAUCUCAAGGAGCUCUCGAUUGGAGGAUGGAGGGGUGAUGCCCAGUUUCCAAGUUUGGUUUCUUUGCUCACAAUUCUCGUCAAAAUUACCAUAGGUAGUAGUAAUUUCAAACAUCUCCCGUCCUUUGCGCAAUUGCCUUGUCUUAAAGAGCUGUCAAUUGCUGAUUGUACUGAGGUGGAGUACAUGGAUGAUAAUAGCCCAAAAGGAAGUCAAGGAGAACCACAAUCAUUCUUCCCAUCGCUUAAGCAUCUUUGGCUCUAUAAUUGCCGGAAUAUGAAGAGUUGGUGGAGGAGGACAAAACCAAUCGAUGAUGAUUCCAACAAGGACGACACAACAGUUAUGGGAACAACCACCAUGGCAUUUCCUUGUCUUUCCUCUUUAUUCAUUCACGAUUGCCCUUUGACUUCAAUGCCGUUGUAUCCUUCACUCGAUGAUAAUCUACAGUUGAGGAAUACCAGUUCAAGGCCGUUAAAGCAGACCAUGAAGAUGAACACCACUAGUACGACCCCAUCAAGUUUAACCUCUUCUCUUCCUCUCUCCAAAUUGAAAAUUUUCUAUGUAGACAACAUUGAGGGAUUGGACACUCACAUGGCAGAUGAGUGCCUGCAACAUCUCACUGGCCUUAAAACUUUAGAAAUAAGGGAUUGCAAGGAGGUUGAUUUAGAGAGCUUACAAUGGGAACCCAUUAAGAAUCUCUCUGAAUUGUUGAUUGGUAAUAUCCCGCAGCUGGUGUCUCUCCCCCGUGGGCUUCAACAUCUUGUUCAAUUGAAAACAUUAAAAAUUCGUGAAUGCAAUGGAUUGAGGUCACUCUUUCCCGUGUUCCAACAUCUCACUUUCCUUGAAAAGUUUAAAGUAAGCAACUGCAAGGAGCUGGAGUUAUCUGCAGCUGGCAUCCAAAUAUUCCAGGAUCAUACAAGCCUAUGCUCUCUAUCACUGGAAAAUAUUCCAAAGUGUCGGCAUCUUCCGGAGUGGCUUCAACAUCUAACAAAUCUGCAAAAGCUUUAUCUCAUUGAUUUGCCCAAUUUAACAUCGCUUCCGGACGAGAUGCGUUGCCUAACCAAUUUGGAAAGUUUAUAUAUAGAAAGAGUUUCUCAGUUGGAAGCAAGAUGUCGGAAGGAUAUGGCUGAUUGGCAUACGAUUGCUCACAUCCCCAACAUUAUAAUAAAUGGGUUGUACCAGUUCCAAAUAUUCCAAGAUCAUACAAGCCUGCGCUCUCUAACGCUGGCAAAGAUUCCAAAUUGUCGCCAACUUCCGGAGUGGAUUCAACAUCAAACAAAUCUGCCAAGGCUUAUUCUCUCUGAUUUAACAUCGCUUCCGGACGAGAACCAGUUUGGAAGAGUUCUUUAUGAAACGACUUCCCAGUUGGAGGAAAGAUGUCGGAAGGACAUUGGUGCCGGUUGGCAUAAGAUUGCUCAUAUUGCUACAGUAUGGCUUCUACUUUUUAAGCAUGAGUUCAAUGGAAGAGCCAAAAAGCAGGACAUGCAUUCUUCAUCAGCUGAUCUGUCCAUGUCACUCUGUAUGCAUUCUUCAUCAGCUGAUCUUGGAGCUUGUAUAUAUAGAUGA
Molecule: messenger RNA, 2901 nt
Organism: Gossypium arboreum
Lineage: Eukaryota; Viridiplantae; Streptophyta; Magnoliopsida; Malvales; Malvaceae
Product: putative disease resistance protein RGA4
Exons: 6
Coding region: 1-2901 (966 amino acids)
Molecular function (GO): ADP binding
Source: RefSeq, a predicted model, not a curated record